CCGAGAUAGAUGGAGGAAGUCCGAGCUGCUGCUUUAGCGGCCUACAGUGACUAUUCGAGCGAGGAAAAGAAUCUGGUAGUUGAGGCCUUCAAAUCCUUAGCUUCUUACAAAGAUGGCAAAGCCAGCUGCAAAGAGUUAGCAGAUUUGUUCUCUGAAUCCAGAAGCCAGCGAAAGGAAGAAAUUUUCGCCGGAGUAGACCGAGAUGGAGAUGGGUAUCUGAAUCUCUACGAUUUCAUCACCCUGGCUUACACGUUCUACGGGACGUUCAGUUGUGACGAGUGUGGAGACAGAAACAUGGUAACAAAGGGCAUGUCUUACUCCUGUGUCGAAUGCAUCGAUUUGAGGAACUCCAACGACGACAAUCGUUCGUACAAUCUUUGCGUCACAUGUUAUAAAAGUAAGCAAUUCAGCCACCAUCACUCUUUCUUCUUGGAUAACUACCUGCAGUUGCAGAAGAGGAAUCAGAUGGCAAAGAAACUCAAGGAUAGAAAAAAAAGCAGAGAGUCACACGAAGCCUUAGAAGCUGCCUUGGCAUAUUAUGAUGCAUGUUCAAAUGAGGAAAAGGAGCUAUUAGAGAAAGGAUUCAUGCAACUUGAUUUUGACAACGACGGAAGAGUUAGCUCUAAAGAUUUUAAUGCCUCUCCAUUUGCCAAUUCAGGACGGGGAAUCAAAUUGUUGGAUAAUUAUUAUAUGGAUUUCAAGACUUUCAUUAAAAGUAUAUACAGAAGAGAUUCGAAGGGUUGUUGCGAGCACUGCAAUCUUUAUAUAGACGGCAUGUUUUACUCUUGCGUAGAAUGCUUCGACAGGUGGGAUUCCAGUGGCAAGCACUGUCGCUAUGAUCUCUGUGUCAACUGCUAUCGCACUCGGAAAUUCGUCCACCCACACUCUUCAUUCUUCGAUAACUAUGUUCUUCUGGAGAAGAGAAAUUUGGCUUUAAAAGAAUACAAGGAGAAGGAGAAGAGGAGAGAGGAGGAGGAAAUCCGUGGCCCUGCUAUGACAGACUACAAGAACUGUUCAGACGAGAGGAAGGAAGCAAGGAUGAAGACUUUCAGAGACCUCGAUUCCAACAGUGAUGGCAAAAUCAGUUAUGAAGAAUUGAAAGCUUUUCUCUCUGAGGAAGGAUAUACGGGUCAGAAAUUUAAAUCUCUUGCUGAGCUAGACAAAGAUGGUGAUGGAUAUCUUGAUCAAUGGGAUUUCAAUGUGCUUCAGUACAUGAUUGACAAAAGGGUUUCUUGUAAGGUCUGUGGACUGUUUAUAAAGGGCUUGUGCUACAGCUGUGCUGAAUGCAUGAACAAGUGGAUCUCCAAGAGCGGUGAUAACUAUUAUGUCUGUCCUGCUUGUUAUCACUCUGGGAAAUUUGUCCAUGAACACUCCACCUUCUGGGAUAACUAUGAGAUGCUUUGGAAUAGAAUGCAGGCUGCAAGAAAUGAGGAGGACGAAAGGAGGAAGAAAGAGAUGGAUGAAAUCAGAGUCGCUGCUGCUGCAUAUUAUGAGAAUUGUCCAAAAGGCGAAAUCCAGGAAGUGGAGAAGACCUUUCGAGACCUAGAUGCAGACAGUAAAGGCAAAGUAAGCUUUAAAGAGUUCGAUGCCUUCUACUCUGCUACUGGGGUCACUGAUGAACUCGUUUACUUAGACCGGGACGGCGAUGGAUAUCUCGAUCUCCAGGAUGCAAUUGUCUAUUACUACAUUGAUAAGACGAGAGCUCGAUGUCAAGUUUGCAAACAUUUUAUAAAUGGUAUGUACUAUUCCUGCAUUGAAUGUUUCGGUCAGAAGGGAAGUUUUGGCGAUCGUAAAACAUAUAAUCUCUGCUUCUCCUGCUAUCCCACUGGGAGACUGGACCACCCACACUUCUUCUUGGAUAACUACACUUUUCUUCAGAUGAUACUCAGUGCACCCACAAAUGAAAACAAGAUAGCUACACUACAGGAAGAGAACGAGGUAUUUACCGAGGAUAUUGCAACAGUUGAAUCCACCCAGACAGAUAAUUCGCAGGAAGAGAAAGAUGCAGACCAAGAGGAAAAUGCCAUAGUACCAUCUACUAUUCGAUCAAAUUCUUUGGAGAAAGAGACGAAAAAUGAGAUCGAUGAGAUCCGUGAGGCUGCAGCCAUUUAUUACAAUAGUUGUUCAAAUGAAGAAAAGCAGAGAGUUCUAAGUAUGUUCGUAACCUUGGAUACUAACAAUGAUGGAAAAGUGAGUUAUGAAGAGUUUGAAGCCUUCCCUUCUAGUGUGGGUUUACUGAAGCCUGCAAUCGAAGAUUUCAUGGAAUUAGACAGGGAUGGCGAUGGAUAUCUUGAUUAUCAGGAUGCAAAGGUGUUGUAUUAUAUGGAUUUGACUAGGGAGAUAUGUCAAGUGUGUAGACGUUUUAUCAAGGGUAUGUACUACACCUGCGUAGAGUGUUUCGAUCACAAAGGACGUCUCGGUGAACGCAAGACCCAUAGUCUCUGCCUUGCUUGCUAUGACACCGGAAGAGUGAAUCACCCACACGUAUUCUUGGACAACUAUGCUUUGCUUCGAACAAGAAGUCUGUCUGGGAAAGGAAAGAAAAGUAUACAACAGGAGGAGGAGGAAGACGAGGUGGUGAAGGAAAUUCAAAUGGAAGAAAAGGACUUAAGAUCCCCUGUUGCAUCAGACUCCAUGGACCAUACAGGGAGAAUUUUACUCAGAGGACCUAGUAGAGAUGGAUUCUAUCAUUUUCCUGGAGCAAUUCAACAGAGGAUAGAAAACUUGGAAGCUUGUGUUGGAGAGAAAACCUCCCUGUCAAAAUGGCAUCAACGACUUGGUCAUGCCUCCUUAAGAGUUGUGAAAAAUAUUAUCUCUAAGUUUAGUUUACCUUAUUCGAGUUCUUUUAGUUAUCCUUUUGUGUGUGAAGCUUGUCAGAUGGGCAAAGCCCACUGUUUAAGUUUACCGUCUUCAAAUACGAUUUUUUCUUCUCCACUUGAGUUGGUAUUUUCUGAUGUAUGGGAACCUACCCCAACUUUAUCUAAUAAAGGAUUUUAGCA
Messenger RNA from Nelumbo nucifera (sacred lotus), 2999 nucleotides. The record is from RefSeq and is a predicted model, not a curated record. Lineage: Eukaryota; Viridiplantae; Streptophyta; Magnoliopsida; Proteales; Nelumbonaceae.